Messenger RNA from Amoebophrya sp. A120, 5127 nucleotides. Lineage: Eukaryota; Dinophyceae; Syndiniales; Amoebophryaceae. The record is from the annotation of a GenBank genome assembly.
AGGACCUCCCACCAUUUACAACCUCUACUAAGAUCGCGCAAAAGUUGAGCUUGCACGCCGGCAGCUCUAGAAGGAACAGUCUUUAACCUUGUGGCGCACAUUAAGUUAGUAGUUACUUGUGUAAACAUAAACUUUAACGUGUAUUCAUGAGCCUCAACCUGCCGCUGAGUUCAGCGCGUAUAGUGUUGGGAUUUUUCUUUUUUGCGAAAAGCAACAAGACGGCAGUGCCAGCAGGAACACGCGCAGAAAGAACUUCCUUGCCGGCUCCUACAUCAGGAUCUCGAAAUUAGCAUCAACCGAGCACGAGCCGUGUCGAAUCAUAUCUAUCAGGUCUUUCUUACUAGUUGCGCCUUCCUUUUCUACGCCACGAUCUGAACAUCUUGAAACGGCACAUGAAAACAACAAGCACCUAAUAGUGAGGAUUUUUCUCCUCGUGUUGAUGGCAACAUGAACAUCUUGAUUUUGUCACAUCUUGCUUUUCUCUUUCGUCGUGCUUGAUAAGUACUGCAUUCCAUUUACUUCUGUCCAAAAUAAAUCAUGAAGUCAGAUAGCGAAAAUAAGCAAGCACCCCCGACCACUGAGGUCCCUCCGCAAUACCAAACGCGGCAGGCUGCUAGCGCUACGUCGGCUCAUGUGUCCGUCUCCUACAAAAAUCCGAUAAUUGAUGUGACUAAGAACACCAAUAUUAAAACCACCGAUCAACAAAAUCAUAAGAACAAAAAGAACCGUGAGAUUCUCCUUGCAAAACAAACCAUGGGCCUUUUUGUGAAAAACCCGCUUCUGGACACCAAAUUGGUGAAGCCGCAGCUGGCUCCCGUGAAACGCCUGCUACUCGGACCGGGGCCGCAGAAUGCGCACCCACGCGUGCACGCCGCCAUGGCGCUGCAGCAGGUGGGGCACUUGGACGCCGAUUUUAUGCGCAUCGUGGAAGACAUCAAGCACAUGCUCAGGUACAACGUGAAGAAAAUAGCAACAUGCAUGGAACAAAUUUAUUGGGCAAUCGAAAAAUAUUAUGAAUUUGUGGUGCUGAUGAAGAAGGUACUAGACGUAUCGAGUUCUCUGUCAGUCAUGCAAAUAAACGCCAUGGAUGCCUCAAAUUAAAAGAUUGAAAUAUAAUGAAAGGUAUAUGUGGCAAACGCAAAACCUGUUUACUGUUCCGGUCUCUGGGACUGGGUGCGCCGCGUGGGAGGCCGGCGUGGCAAACUGCACCGAGUUUGGGGACACGCACUUAAUCUGUGUGAACGGUUAUUUCGGCGAGCGGGCGGUGGACAUGCACGGACGGUAUACGGACAAAAUCGAGCGCAUUGACAAGCCCUACGGCGAGGUUUUUACCGUGGAAGAAGUAGCGGCCGGGCUGGAAAAAUACAAACCACAGCUGCUCUGGAUCUGCCAUGCCGAAACCAGCACAGGUAAUAUCGUUUUCUGCCAUGCAUGGGAGGUCGCAUGUGAUUGUGAACGCAACCCCAUAUAUAGACAUGGAUCAUGUUGAAAUGACGCAAUACAAAUUUCCUUAAUGAAUAAAUACAGGUACACUGCAACCUAACGUGGGCGAGAUCGGCGAACUGUGCCGAAAACACGACUGCCUCCUCAUGCUGGAUACGGUAACAAGUAUCUGCGGGGUGCCGAUCCACCUGGACGAUUGGAAGGUCGACAUUUGCUACGCGGGCGGGCAGAAAUGUAUUUCUACUUUAUCAUAUCAUAAUUAAUCACUCGUUCCAAAAAUUCAAGUUGAAAUUCAUAUGGUACCGGUGGAUCACGCCUCAGAUUCAGAUUCCUCACGUGAACGAGUAGGUGCUCGUUCUUUCUAUGCAGAUGAAAUACGACACAUCAACCAAGUCAGUGAUUUAGUACUUACAGUGUGUGAAAAAAAAACUUCUACCUACAACAGGUAUGGGUUGUCCCCCGGGUAUCGCCCCACUCACGCUCGGCGAGCGCGCGCUCAAAAAGCUGGACAGUCGGAAAGACAAGGUGAAAAAUUGGUACCUGGACAUGAGCAUGAUAAAAAAGUAUAUGGUUGUGGAGGGUAACGCCCCGCGCGUCUACCACCACACGGCCCCGAUCACCAUGGCCUACGCGAUGCGGGAAGCCCUUACGCUGGUCGCGGAGGAGGGUCUCGAGAAUUCCCACGCGCGCCAUUUGGCCAACGCGCAGUACUUUUGGGCGGAGUUGAAAAAGAUCGGGUGCGAGCCGUACGUGGAUGAAAAGAUCCGGUUACCGUCUUUGACAACCAUCAAAAUCCCGGACGGGUGCGGCGACGGCAUGAAGGUGAUCGCGCUGAUGCGGGACCGCUUUGACAUCGAGAUCGGGGCGGCGCUCGGGAGCUUGAAGGGAAAGUGCUGGCGGUAUUGUGAGGAAAAAUCCCCCCUCCCCAUAUCGAAAAGGCGCGCUUUUCGAAAUUUGUGAUGCUAAUUUGUGGUCACACAUCCAGUCUUGAGCUGGGCGGCUCAGAUGAAAAAAGUCUUCCAAAUUUCUUCCAAUUUUUUAAGAUUUUUUUUUCAAAAAAACUGUUCGUCAUAGAAGAUCGGCGUUCAGCUGCUCUCGGGCUGGAGGAGGGAGUAGCACGCAGCAGUCCGCUAAAGGGCACACUGCCAAUAUCAUCAUUUCAAAAAAAAUUUUGGGAUUUUUCGUCCUACUUUGCACUGGGAAAAAGGUUGCGACUCACGUCGUCAGGUGAAUUUCUAAGGUGGCUACGCAUUCCUAACUCGUUUGCUGAGUCGAAACUGCACGGCAUGCUGCGUCGAUGCUAUUCCAGUUGGUGUGGUGGACUCAUCAAACACUCACCAAAGCAAGCAUCAGCUUUUCCCCACAACAAGUGCACAUUUUUGGAAGCCAAAAAUGAUCACUUUUGAGCUCCCAAAAAAGUCUCCUGUUUUUCCUCCUCGGUUUCGUCUUCCGACCUUGCAUACCCAAAAAAAAAGUCUAGAAAAAAGUCUCCUCUCCCACUUAUAUUCUCAAUUAUUGCAGGUCUUUUUCGGUUUCACCUUCUAGAAAAUCGAGAGACUUUUUUGAGGUAAAAAUGGGAAAAGAUGACUUUUUUGGAGUUCACUUUUGGCCAUCAAAAGUGAGCACUUUUUGUGAGGAUACGUCGCCACUUCUAAGGGAUACCGAAAAAGAUCGUUGGAAGUAGACAAGAAAGCAGCAAUUUGUAAUGCGGAGAAGCUGCAAAUAAAAGCAGCACUAGAACCAGAGAGGUCUAGUAGAAUAGCGCAGCUUAGCUUCGCGGCUGGCCAUCGAACGUUGGCACCCGACGACGAGUGGCCUGCCAAAUUUUUUUUUUGAAAAAAAAAUCUUAAAAAAUCAAGAGAAAUUCGGGACGGGGGUGCCAUCUGAGGUCGCCCAGCUCAACCAGUCUGUCUUGCAAGAGAGCAAAGCCAGGGCCUCCGGUGCAUUUCGCAGGCGAUUUGUAAUGCUGCUACGCUACUAGGGCAGACGUCUGCCAUGCUAAGUGCCUACCCCAAGCCACCCCUUUCCGGGCUUUGUAUCUGUCUGCAGCCCUCUACCGCAAGACAAAUCCGAUUUGUGUACACAAAUCCUGCAUCACAGAUUUCCAUUACGAUAUGGGGGGGGGGAUUUUUCCUUUUGAUAGGCGGAUCGGGCUCAUGGGGUACAACUCUAACAAAAUGAACGUGAAAACGGUGACCGCCGCGUUGGCGGAGUGCAUUGAAGCGGUGAAAAACCCCAGCUCGAGUUUGUAAAGGAAGAAAACAAGAUAUUCAAGAAAAAAACACCAUCACAAUCACUUAUGCGCAUUUUUGCAAUACAAAAAUUAAAAUUUUUGUCAUGCGCAAAAAUGCAUCACAGUAAAGAGUUAUUGGUGAUUUCCCUUUGGGUUUUUGCAUUACAAGAAAAAUUUGUCAUGCGAGAGAAAUUUCUGAUGCAAAACCUCCUAAGUGUGAUUGUGAUGGUGUUUUUUUCUUGGAUACAAGAACUCUGCUGCUUCAGUUUCCUCACUUUCACUUCUACUUUUGAGUUAUGGAUGUCAGUAGUAUUUGUACUACUCUGAGGGACGCAUCCAACAAAAACCAAUACCAACGUCUAAAAUUUGACAACAUAUUCUCGGGCUGAGUAAAAAUUUCGGCGACCGCAAAUUUUUAUACGAGUUCAACUUUUCCAACGGGAGCAGGAGCGGGCUUGACUUGCAAACAUCACCACAAACCUUUUCUUUCAGAAGUGUAGGCCAAGUCUUGAUUGGUACGGCGCACUCGAAGGAUUAUUUGGUGUGUAGCUGUCUUGUCUGUAUUGUUGGCACACACUUUUAUAUAAGCUACUUUUAUUUACUUUUCGAAGGACCUCCUUUAAUGCGGAGGUCUACUACUCUACUUUCCUCCCCGACCUGUCAUCUCUGGACGACUCUUCAUUUUUACGUAUCACCCUUUUCUGUACGACCAACGGAGGAUGUUGAAUCCGUGGAGAGGUCGUCCCCUCCUGGCUACUAUGAGUCAUUGUAGUCACAUUUUCCGCCCAUAAUUACGCUCGAUUUACACGACCACUUCUGACAACGACAGCUACUACUUUGAAAAGCGACGAGGCGUGUGAAUAGAGAGCAGUAGAAAAAUUUUGCUCGACCAUGAUAUGCUGGACGAAGAAUCCAGGCGUGAUAUGAAAAGUUCCAGUUGUGAUGAGUACGAAAGUUUUGCUCUAUAGACAGCUGCAUCUGUAUCUUUUGAUAGCAGCGAGUCGCAGUGGUCCGCGUAGCGGUGUAAGUGCGUACUAGUUUUCAGCGACACGACAAAUUUAUCACAAAGGAUUUUUUCAAGCUCGGCGCGGCGCUGCUCUUCGAGGAGCCUCGACAGAUGCUACUUAUUUUUUGAAGAAUCGAACGCAGAAAAAUCCUACGCAAGAGGACUAGGUAUUUUCAGGAGAUGAAAAAGCAAAUCCGGUUUAGAAGUAUUGUGUAGUUGCUUCUUGCAGCUAUAAAAAUGUAGUGCUGCACCUGCAGUCAGGGGACGUCGAUUUGUUGUGGUAGUACUGUGUUCCGGUUCUUGUCGCGGCGGCAUGUUCAGAAACAAGAAGUACAAGUGGAUGAAAGAGAUGAAACAGAAAGUGCAAACAUUAUACGAUGUUGCCUAGUACGUGGCUCACCACAAUUCCUACAGGAAUGCAAAACUGUCACAGCGUCAUAUGAUU